UUAAAAGAAAAUGAAAACAGAAGACAAAAGCAACAGCCAUAGAAAACCCAGCAACGCCAAUUCCCUCAAAUUCAUUCCCACCAAUUCUCUGUAUGGCAUCUGAUUCAAACGCCACCAAUAUGCUCCAGGCCAUUCGCUACAACCGCGGUUCUCUUCAGCUUCUCGAUCAGACAAAACUCCCGUUAGAAAGCGUUUACUUGGAGAUUCGGGAUUCAAAUGAUGGCUGGAAUGCUAUACGGGAUAUGGUGGUCCGGGGAGCACCUGCUAUUGCUAUUGCAGCGGCACUCGCUCUGGCUGUGGAGGUGUCCAAUUUAGAUGAUUUCAGUGGGUCUACUGAUGACGCUGCCUACUUCCUACAUAAGAAGCUGGAAUAUCUUGUAACUAGUCGGCCAACUGCGGUGAACUUAUCAGACGCCGCAACAAAACUCAAAGAAAUCAUAUCUAUGGCUGCUGCUACGACUUCAGAGGCUAGGGGUGUUUUUCAGGCUUAUGUAGAGGCUGCUGAAAUAAUGCUUGAGGAUGAUGUUGCAUCGAACAAAGCAAUUGGAAUAUAUGGAGCUAGUUUUAUUCAAAACCAUACAGAGAAACAUAAGCUUUCUGUUUUGACCCAUUGCAACACUGGAAGUUUAGCAACUGCUGGAUAUGGUACUGCUCUCGGUGUAAUCCGUGCACUUCACAGCGGAGGAGUUUUAGAAAGGGCUUAUUGCACAGAAACACGUCCAUUCAAUCAAGGAUCCAGACUUACUGCCUAUGAAUUGGUACAUGACAAAAUACCAGCAACUCUUAUAGCAGAUUCUGCUGCUGCCGCAUUAAUGCAAGCAGGACGUGUGGAUGCUGUUGUUGUUGGUGCAGAUCGAGUUGCAUCAAAUGGUGACACAGCCAACAAAAUUGGAACCUAUAGUGUUGCCUUAUGUGCCAAGUUUCAUAAUGUGCCUUUUUAUGUGGCUGCACCCUUGACUUCCAUUGAUCUAUCACUUUCUUCUGGGAAACAAAUUGUCAUUGAGGAGAGAUCUCCCAAGGAAUUGUUGAACACACGUGGAGGACUCGGAGAGCAGGUUGCUGCCUCAGGAAUAUCUGUGUGGAAUCCGGCUUUUGAUGUUACACCUGCUAAUCUAAUAUCCGGGAUCAUCACUGAGAAGGGUGUCAUUACAAAGACAUCUGCUGGUGAUGCCUCCUUUGACAUAAAAACUUUUGUACAGAAAACAAGCUAAGGGCGGAUCGUAGUAACGGAUUCAAUACCAAUGAUCCUUUGUGUGAAAUGAGAUGUUGUGUUAUAUUGACUGUAGAAUUUCGUUGUAUGUUUUAGAGGGGAGUUGUAGACCAACUCGAUCAAUGUAAGUGUCCUGGAAAAUAAAUAAGGUCCUGGUUAAUAAACAAGUCAAUGAGAAAUUGCGGCGACCAAGGAUAAAAUGGAAUGGUACAAGUUCUCGGAAAACAAAAGACAUGAUUUUUGUAUUAUUGACAACACAGGGCAUGAUUGAAUAAGAUAUAAUAAGGUUAUUAAACUGUGUAGUGA
Cicer arietinum (chickpea) is the source of this 1516-nucleotide messenger RNA. RefSeq names its product methylthioribose-1-phosphate isomerase. NCBI's taxonomy places the organism in Eukaryota, Viridiplantae, Streptophyta, Magnoliopsida, Fabales, Fabaceae. Gene Ontology annotation, molecular function: S-methyl-5-thioribose-1-phosphate isomerase activity. The record is from RefSeq and is a predicted model, not a curated record.